Molecule: messenger RNA, 1060 nt
Organism: Indicator indicator
Lineage: Eukaryota; Metazoa; Chordata; Aves; Piciformes; Indicatoridae
Gene: SYNPR
Product: synaptoporin
Exons: 6
Coding region: 16-882 (288 amino acids)
Cellular component (GO): synaptic vesicle; synaptic vesicle membrane
Source: RefSeq, a predicted model, not a curated record
CGGGGCUGCGGCGCCAUGGAGGCGGUGGACCAGCUCGCCUCCGCGGGCACUUUCCGCGUGGUGAAGGAGCCGCUGGCCUUCCUCAGGGUGCUCGAGUGGCUUUUUGCAAUCUUUGCAUUUGCAACAUGCGGUGGCUACUCGGGAGAGCUGCGCCUCAGUGUGGACUGUGCAAACAAGUCAGAGAGUGACUUCAGCAUUGACAUAGCCUUUGCCUACCCCUUCAGGUUGCAUGAAGUGAAUUUUGAUGUUCCCACGUGUGAAGGCAAGCGCCGAGAAGAGCUCUCCUUGAUAGGGGACUUCUCCUCUUCGGCGGAGUUCUUCGUCACCAUUGCAGUCUUCGCCUUCCUCUACUCGCUGGCUGCCACCGUGGUUUAUAUCUUCUUCCAGAACAAGUACCGUGAAAACAACAGAGGGCCUCUAAUUGAUUUCAUUGUGACAGUGGUCUUCUCAUUCUUGUGGCUAGUGAGCUCAUCUGCUUGGGCUAAAGGACUGUCAGACGUAAAGGUUGCGACUGACCCAGACGAAGUGCUGUUACUGAUGUCUGCCUGCAAACAGCAGUCCAACAAAUGCUUGCCUGUUCGCAGCCCAGUUAUGUCAAGCCUCAACACUUCGGUUGUCUUUGGCUACUUGAACUUUAUCCUCUGGGCAGGCAACAUUUGGUUUGUGUUUAAGGAGACAGGCUGGCAUUCCUCGGGCCAGCGGCACCCUGCAGACACCAUGGAGAAGCAGCCCAGCAGCUAUAACCAAGGUGGCUACAACCAAGACAGCUAUGGGCCAGCCGGUGGCUACAACCAGCCAGGCUCCUAUGGCCAGGUGGAUGAAUAUGGCCAGUCCCAGGGCUACAGCCAGAGUGGGCCAACCUCCUUUGCUAAUCAAAUUUAGGGUUCACACAGCACGAGCUCUUGUAUCCCUCACAGGUAGAGAGUUUCACAGGUCUCAAGUUACAGUGGUGCCAGAUUUUUAAGGGUUUUACAUAAAUUAAUACUAGAAUGCAGUGUUUAGUGUUGAUUGAAGAUCUAAGCCCAUAUCCUGAGGAAGAUGGGAGGUGACCAGUGGGCUG